CCUUAAUUUGCGCUUCACCCGCACUUCCGGUUUCCGGUCGGCUCCCGCCCCGCUCCGCCAUCAUGAAGUCCUGAACAAAAAGCGAAUGAGAGAGGAAAGAAAAACAGGGAUGGAGCUGUCGAUGACAGAAAGAGACGAACUGCACGCCUGACACCGACGGCAUGAGCAGAAACGAAGCCCACACUCGCGGCGGAAGCGGAAAACCGGACUGUGGUUUAAAGAGCUCGCUGACAGUCAGCUGAUCGAGUCCGUUAACGGAUCACGGCGGUAUUACACAUUCACACACACAUGAACGGCAGUGAUCGCGAUCGUGGCGUUAGAAGUCUAUGGCUCGCGGUUUGAGUCGGUCGUGUUUGUGAAGUGAGGCGGGAAGGAUUGGCGGGAUUCUCCUCAGCAGGCCGGUGCUAGGCUAGCUGUCUCGAGCUAGCCGCAGUGGAUCCCGCACACCACGGCGCUGGCCAUGCCGUCGAGUGCGCGGGCUGGGAGUCUCAAGGACCCAGAGGUGGCAGAACUUUUUUACAAGGAGGAUCCUGAGAAACUCUUCACAGACCUGCGGGAGAUCGGCCAUGGCAGCUUCGGAGCCGUCUACUUUGCCCAUGACAUCUGCACCAAUGAGGUGGUGGCCAUCAAGAAGAUGUCCUACAGUGGCAAGCAGUCUAAUGAGAAAUGGCAGGAUAUCGUGAAAGAGGUGAAGUUCCUUCAAAAGCUGCGGCACCCCAACACUGUGGAGUACAGAGGCUGCUACCUGCGUGAACACACAGCAUGGCUGGUGAUGGAGUACUGUCUGGGCUCGGCCUCGGAUCUGCUGGAAGUGCACAAGAAACCAUUACAGGAAGUGGAGAUUGCAGCAAUUACCCAUGGUGCAUUGCAGGGCUUAGUAUACCUCCACUCGCACAACAUGAUUCACAGAGAUGUGAAAGCAGGGAACAUCUUACUGACAGAGCCUGGCCAGGUCAAACUGGGAGACUUCGGCUCCGCCUCCAUUGUUGCUCCUGCCAACUCCUUUGUGGGCACACCUUACUGGAUGGCUCCAGAGGUCAUCCUCGCCAUGGAUGAAGGCCAGUAUGACGGGAAGGUUGAUGUGUGGUCACUCGGCAUCACCUGCAUAGAGCUUGCGGAGAGAAAGCCUCCCUUGUUUAAUAUGAAUGCUAUGAGUGCCUUAUACCACAUCGCCCAGAACGAGAGCCCGGUCCUGCAGUCCAGUCACUGGUCGGAUUAUUUCCGUAACUUCGUAGACUCCUGUCUGCAGAAGAUCGCCCAGGACAGACCUACCUCUGAUGUGCUGCUUAAACAUCACUUCCUGUGCCGCGAGCGUCCGGUGACGGCGGUGAUGGAUCUGAUCGCACGCACUAAAGACGCUGUGAGGGAGCUAGAUAACCUGCAGUACCGGAAGAUGAAGAAGAUCCUCUUCCAGGAGACGGCCAAUGGCCCCGCCACCGAUGGGCCCGAGGAGGAAGAGGAUGUGGAGCAGUACAUGCUGCGGAUGGGCACGGUGAACAGCAUGGAGAGCUCCCAUUCGCUGCCGUCUAUGUCCAUCAGCGCCAGCUCCCAGAGCUCUUCAGUGAACAGCCUGGCGGACGGCUCGGAUGACAGCGGAGAGAUGGCUAUGAUGCAGGAGGGCGAGCAUACGGUGACCUCCAACAGCUUGGUGCUGCACAAACCGCUGAACCAUGAUAACCUCUACGAUGACCCGUACCAGCCGGAGGUGGACUCCCAGCAGCAGGGCCCCUCCGGGGGCCACCGGCGCAGGGGACGGGACCACUUCGCCACCAUCCGCACGGCCUCGCUGGUGACCCGUCAGAUCCAGGAGCACGAGCAGGGCUCGGCGCUGAGAGAGCAGAUGUCCAGAUACAAACGCAUGAGGAGGCAGCACCAGAAGCAGCUGAUGGCUCUGGAGAACAAGCUGAAGGCUGAGAUAGACGAACAUCAGCUGAGGCUCGACAAAGAGCUGGAGACACAGACGAACAACUUCAGCAGUGACGCAGACAAGCUCAGCAAGAAGCACCAGGCCAUCCUGGAGAAAGAGUCUAAGGGCACUCUCACAGAUGAGAAGAAGUUCCAGCAGCACAUCUUGGGCCAGCAGAAGAAGGAGCUCAGCAGCCUGCUGGAGUCUCAGAAGCGCCAGUACAGGCAGCGCAAGGAGCAGCUCAAAGAGGUACGGCGGACAGUGAUGGCUUGCGCUUCGCUCGGAUGUGCUGAUGAAGGUUUGUCCUGUGUGCAGGAGCUCAGCGAGAACCAGUCCACACCGAAGCGGGAGAAGCAGGAGUGGCUGGUGCAGCAGAAGGAGUGUCUGCAGCAGCUGCAGGCGGAGGAGGAGGCGGGUUUACUGCGCAGACAGAGGCAGUACUACGAGCUGCAGGGCCGCCAGUACAAGAGGAAGAUGCUGCUCACUCGCCACAACCUGGAGCAAGACCUGCUCCGAGAGGACCUGAACAAGAAACAGACUCUGAAGGACCUGGAGUGUGCCAUGCUGCUGCGGCAUCACGAGUCGACUCAGGAGCUGGAGUUCAGGCAGCUGGGUCUGGUGCAGCACACACGGGCCGAUCUGAUCCGGACGCAGCACCAGACCGAGCUCACCAACCAGAUGGAGUACAACAAGCGGCGCGAGCAAGAGCUGCGGCAAAAACACGCCGUCGAAGUCCGCCAGCAGCCCAAGAGCCUGAGAGUGAGUGACUGCCAGAGUACUGGGAAGGGGGAGGAGCCUAGCAGAGAGGGGGUGGGGUCUAUGAGAGAGGGGGAGGGGCUUGAAACCGAAGCGGUGGGGCCAGAGGAACAGCUGAGUAGAGAUGGAGAAAUGAUAGACGGGGAUGAGAUGCAGCUUGAGGAGACAGCUGUAGAAAUAGAAGGAAAUGACACCCAAGAGACUUUUACUGACCAGUGUGAAACCGUAGAUAGAGCAGGUGAAAGUGCAAACGAGCAGUUAGAUGAACCGCAGCAGGCUGAGGACAACCUUGAUCCCAGACGAGUAGAAGGCCGUCCUUGGGACGACGGCAGCGAAUCAGAGUGUGAGGAAGAGGACAGAGGCGUGGCUGACGGAUGUCCGUCAGAGCUGAUGCCCGCCCCUUCCUUUGAGCUCCGCCCCCUGGAGCGUAAUACAGACGAGCUCUCGGAGUUCUACUUCCCGGAUACGCUAGAAGAGCUGGAGCCUCCGCCGGUCUACACGCCUGCCUCCUCUUCCUCGCAGCCGUCGCUUCCCUCGCUCUUCUCUCACGCGAUCUGCCUCGUGCUCUCGCUCUCCGCCGCCAUGCGUCCGUCCCUCCUCACCCUCCUCUUCCUCUCCGUCUUCCUGCUUUCCCUGCGCCGCUCGCCUCCGCUGGCUUCCGUGCUUCUCUCGGGCGAGCUGGCCUUCCUGGCGCUCGUCUUUUCUUACCUGUUCCUGCGCUCCUGCUGCUCGCUCGCGUUUUCCACGUACCUCUCGCUGGCCUACUGGGGCUCCGGACUCUUCAGUCUAGGUUUGUCUUUGAGCUUGGGGCUCUAUUAUGUCCCAGUGGCCUUGGUUUCGGCGUCUUUUCUCAGCUCGCCGUCGCUCUUCCUCACCCUCUAUCUGGUGGUGGUUCUGGUGCUGCGUCCGGCCAGGGUUUUCCUCCAGAACAUCCCACGCAAACUCAGUCGCCUCUGGAUGCGAGUUCUGUUCCGUCUGCCGAAGCCAGUGUUCGCCGUGUGCCAGUCGCUCCUCGGCGGCCUGACCGAGCGAAGCCUCUACGACAUGUUCCCCAAAGCCGGACGCAACUGGGCCGGGCGGCAGUCCAGAAUCCCAGUGCCUGUGAGAAGCCUUGGAGCGGAGUAUCGGGCCAAAAGCAGAUGCUCCGUCUUGUUUGCGCGGUGCAUGCUUUUGGGCCGACGGUUCGUCCGCCGGCCUCUCGGCACUCUGACGGACCUCGCUAACUCCGUGGUGCUGCGUUUAGCCAAGCGUUUGCUGAAGGAGCUGCCUCAGAAUCAGCUGAGACGCCUGCAGGCCUGCGGGAUCCUGCGCAGAGAGAGAGCCAGCAAGCUCCCGAUCCUCCUGCCCCGAGCCGUGAGGGAGCAGAGGAGGAGGAGGAGGGAGGAGCGAGAGAGGAGGUACAGGGAGGAAGGCAGGUGGGAGAGUGUGUUGAGGAGAACCCCGUCAGCGAGGAGCUUGAAAGGAAAGAUGGUGCCUUGGAGAUAGAUUGAGACGGAGGGAAGGAGGUAUGUGUGAUUCACUGCAGUCCGUCUGCUCGCAUCACUCCUCCACGUGCUGUUCUUACAGGGAAGGACUGAGUUGAAGAGAGAGUUCACACACAUUUUGCCAUCAUUUACUCACUCUAACAAGACUUCGAAACGCAAAUUAAGAUGUUUUUCAUAAAACCCGAGUAGUUUCGGUCUCUCUGUUGAAAAUAAAGAAGGUAACGGGCAACAAAAACUUCCAAAAAGGCAAAACAAAUCCAUGUGAAUCAAGCCGUUGUAUGCAAGUCUGGUGAAGAGACACGGCUGCUUUAGAGGAUGAACAGAUUUAAUGUAGUCUUUUAUUCGCACACAAGCAUUGAGCUUAUGCAUAUUUGAUAUGCCAUGUGUGUGUCCAUCAUUAUAAAAAGCAAUCAGCUCAGUUCUUAUGGAUUCGUUUUAUGAUGCCUUUAUAAACUUUUUCGAUCUUCUAAGUUUUGGUUACUUUCGGUGGAGGGACAGAAAUCUUUCAGGUUUCUUUUAUGUCGUCCAAUUGUGUUUGAAGAUGAACCAAAGUCUUACGGGUUUGGAACGGCAUUCGCUUGAGUAAAUGAUGACAGAAUUUCCUUUUUUAGGUGAACUGUUGCUUUAAGAUUAAUGCACCGUUUUAUUCCAGCUCCCUCAUUCACUGUCGCCGUGAAUGCAAAGCUUCAGUCGAUUAUUGUGCUUUUUGUAAAAGUUUCUUUUUGUUUUUUUACUCUUGAGUUAUUUUAUUCUCAAAUAGCAUGAGCUAUAUGUGUUAUGGUGAUUGCUGAAGCCAUGCCUGUGCAAUCUUGAUUUAGUUUUUGUUAUUUCAUUUUGAAGGGGGUCUUAAUUUCAACAAUGAAAUUAUAUUGCGAAACCAAAAUGGUGUGAAAAUGACCUUUCAGUGAAGUUAAAUGCUGAAUUAUUUGACUGAAAGUGGAUUAUAAUACAGCGCUUUACACUAUAGAUCUCCCAAAAACACAACACUACAAGCUCUGACUCUUCCAGAAGUGCAUUAGAUGAAGCGCCGAUGCUUUUCGAGGAACGUUUGUAUUGAAAUAGAAACAGAAACUAGGCUGCAUGUUGUUGCACAAUCAGUGUUUGAUAUCAUUUCAGAAGCAACUAAAAGCAGCUGAAGCUGUCCUCAGAAAUGUUUAGUCCUCUCGCUGGAUGAUUUAGAGGCAGGACCUCAGAAAAUGACAAUCAAACACUUGCAAAAUCUGCGUCCUUGCCAAAAUGAACCGCAGCCGUUAUAUAAAUCAUACAUUAGGGUUAUUGAAUGGUUUGCUGUUAGUUCUCUAUGCCACAGGAUCGGAUGGAUGAACCAUUCUGAAUGCUGUUCAUUCAGUUCUGACACUAGCAGUGAACUUUAUUAAAUGUUGUUGUUAAAUUAAACGUCAAUCUCAUAACUUUAGGUGAAAUAUGGGUGAUCUAUUAUAAAUCAGCAUAUGAGAUGUGCAGUUUUAUUUCGAGGGAAAUCUCAGACCGGAUCAGUUUUACUCGACAGUAUAUGAGCAGAUGUGUUAGUAGAUGUGUUCUUGCACUAGAGGCAAUGAUCUGAUCAUAUUUACCAUGUAAACGAGUGUUUUGAUCAUAUCCUUCUGAAGAGAGGUCUAGCCUGUUUAGAUGAAGCAUUUACACAAGUUAGCCCUAGUUUUCAAUGUUUGCAUGGCACUGUUAUUUCAUAUUUAUUAGUGCUCUUUUCACUGCAUAUUAAAGGCUGUAAUAAGAAGCAAUUAUGACAAUCAUCACAGAUUACACAGAGUUGUGACAUAAGAAGUGAAGAGGGUGAUGGUUGGAGUGAUAAAGAAUAGCUUGCACUGCACACACAUCAUCUUUAUUUGAAAUGCUUCAUAGAAAUCUUAAGAUUAUCAAAGGGACCAUUAGUCUACUACACGAGUGAUGAGGAAAUGCUGUCUAUUUUAAGAAAAUUCUAUUUCUUGGCAAAAAGGAAGCAUUUCAGUUUUAGCCAUAUUUGUUCCAGUUAUUGGCAAUUUACUGUUUCAAGUUUGUCUUUGUGUUAUUUCAUUUUUUGUCUCGUUACUUCGUUUACAUAUUCUGUGCUCCCUUUGUUUUUUUAGCCAAAUCACAAAUUUUGUCUUUAUUAUUAUUUGAGGAAUGUUUGUGUAGUUUUAUGUUGCAUUGCACGUCUGUUUCAGGGCCGUUGUGUGCGUUUCAUCCUCAUUUUGUGUUUGUGCAUGAAUGGAUGUUUACUUAAAGUUCAAACAAAGAUUUCUGUUAUAUGUUUCUGAAAUAAAUUUUCUUUAUUAUGA
Molecule: messenger RNA, 6419 nt
Organism: Sinocyclocheilus rhinocerous
Lineage: Eukaryota; Metazoa; Chordata; Actinopteri; Cypriniformes; Cyprinidae
Product: serine/threonine-protein kinase TAO2-like
Exons: 16
Coding region: 461-4147 (1228 amino acids)
Biological process (GO): protein phosphorylation
Cellular component (GO): cytoplasm
Molecular function (GO): ATP binding; protein serine/threonine kinase activity
Source: RefSeq, a predicted model, not a curated record